AUGUGGGUGAACCCCGAAGAGGUGCUGCUGGCCAACGCGCUGUGGAUUACGGAGAGGGCCAACCCCUACUUCAUCCUGCAGCGGAGGAAGGGGCACGCGGGCGAUGGAGGCGGCGGCGGCGGACUAGCGGGCCUUCUCGUGGGUACCCUUGAUGUCGUGCUGGACUCCAGUGCCCGGGUGGCUCCUUACCGAAUCCUGUACCAGACUCCUGACUCUUUGGUCUAUUGGACCAUCGCCUGUGGUGGUUCCAGAAAAGAAAUCACCGAACACUGGGAAUGGCUUGAGCAGAAUCUGCUGCAGACACUCUCCAUCUUUGAAAACGAGAAUGAUAUCACCACAUUUGUGAGAGGAAAAAUACAGGGCAUCAUUGCAGAGUAUAACAAGAUCAACGAUGUGAAGGAAGAUGAUGACACGGAGAAGUUUAAAGAAGCCAUCGUGAAAUUCCACAGGCUGUUUGGGAUGCCCGAGGAAGAGAAGCUCGUCAACUAUUAUUCUUGUAGCUACUGGAAGGGGAAGGUCCCCCGUCAGGGUUGGAUGUACCUCAGUAUUAACCACCUUUGCUUUUACUCUUUCCUUAUGGGAAGGGAAGCCAAGCUGGUAAUCCGGUGGGUGGACAUCACACAGCUUGAGAAGAAUGCCACGCUGCUUCUCCCUGAUGUGAUCAAAGUGAGCACGAGGUCCAGCGAACAUUUCUUCUCUGUAUUUCUCAACAUCAAUGAGACUUUCAAGUUAAUGGAGCAGCUCGCCAACAUAGCCAUGAGGCAACUUUUAGACAACGAGGGAUUUGAACAAGAUAGAUCCCUGCCCAAACUGAAAAAGAAGUCUCCUAAGAAAGUGUCGGCUCUAAAACGCGAUCUUGAUGCCAGGGCAAAGAGUGAGAGAUACCGUGCACUUUUCCGACUGCCGAAAGAUGAAAAAUUAGACGGCCACACAGACUGCACCCUCUGGACUCCAUUCAACAAAAUGCACAUUUUGGGGCAGAUGUUUGUGUCCACAAAUUACAUCUGCUUUACCAGCAAGGAGGAGAACCUGUGUAGCCUCAUCAUCCCACUCCGUGAGGUGACAAUUGUGGAAAAGGCAGACAGCUCCAGCGUACUCCCCAGCCCUUUAUCCAUCAGCACCAGGAACAGGAUGACCUUCCUAUUUGCCAAUUUGAAAGAUAGAGACUUUCUAGUGCAGAGGAUCUCUGAUUUCCUGCAACAGACGACCUCCAAAAUCUAUUCGGACAAAGAGUUUGCAGGCAGCUACAACAGUUCAGAUGACGAGCAAGUGUAUUCUCGGCCCAGCAGCCUUGUCUCCUCCAGCCCUCAGAGAAGCACGAGCUCCGAGGCCGAUGGAGAGCGCCAGUUCAACCUGAACGGCAACAGCGUUCCCACAGCCACGCAGACCCUGAUGACCAUGUAUCGGCGGCGGUCCCCCGAGGAAUUCAACCCGAAGUUGGCCAAAGAGUUUUUGAAGGAGCAAGCUUGGAAGAUUCACUUUGCCGAGUAUGGGCAAGGGAUCUGCAUGUACCGCACAGAAAAGACCCGGGAGCUGGUGUUGAAGGGCAUCCCGGAGAGCAUGCGGGGGGACCUCUGGCUGCUACUGUCAGGUGCAAUCAAUGAGAAGGCCACACACCCUGGGUACUAUGAAGAUCUAGUGGAGAAGUCCAUGGGCAAGUAUAAUCUCGCCACGGAGGAGAUCGAGAGGGAUUUACACCGCUCCCUUCCAGAACAUCCAGCUUUCCAGAAUGAGAUGGGCAUUGCUGCUCUACGGAGAGUCUUAACAGCUUACGCUUUUCGAAAUCCUAAUAUAGGAUAUUGCCAGGCCAUGAAUAUUGUCACAUCAGUGCUGCUGCUUUAUGCCAAAGAGGAGGAAGCUUUCUGGCUGCUAGUGGCUUUGUGUGAACGCAUGCUUCCCGAUUACUACAACACCAGAGUUGUUGGCGCGCUGGUCGACCAGGGUGUCUUCGAGGAACUGGCGCGAGACUAUGUCCCGCAGCUCUACGACUGCAUGCAGGACCUGGGCGUGAUUUCUACCAUCUCCCUGUCUUGGUUCCUCACGCUCUUUCUCAGCGUGAUGCCCUUUGAGAGUGCGGUUGUGGUUGUGGACUGUUUCUUCUAUGAAGGAAUCAAGGUGAUAUUCCAGUUGGCCCUGGCCGUGCUGGAUGCAAAUGUGGACAAACUGUUGAGCUGCAAGGACGACGGGGAGGCCAUGACCGUUUUGGGAAGGUAUUUAGACAGUGUGACCAAUAAAGACAGCACUCUGCCUCCCAUCCCUCACCUCCACUCCCUGCUCAGUGAUGACGUGGAACCCUACCCUGAAGUGGACAUCUUCAGACUCAUCAGAACUUCCUAUGAGAAAUUUGGAACCAUCCGGGCAGACUUGAUUGAGCAGAUGAGAUUCAAACAGAGACUAAAAGUGAUCCAGACACUGGAGGAUACUACGAAACGGAAUGUGGUCCGAACAAUUGUGACAGAAACUUCCUUUACCAUUGAUGAGCUAGAAGAACUUUAUGCUCUUUUCAAGGCAGAGCACCUAACCAGCUGCUACUGGGGUGGGAGCAGCAAUGCUCUGGACCGGCACGACCCCAGCCUGCCUUACCUGGAACAGUAUCGCAUUGACUUUGAGCAGUUCAAGGGGAUGUUUGCUCUUCUCUUUCCCUGGGCCUGCGGAACUCACUCUGAAGUAUUGGCCUCCCGCCUCUUCCAGUUGUUGGAUGAAAAUGGAGAUUCUCUGAUUAACUUCCGAGAGUUUGUCUCCGGCCUAAGUGCUGCAUGCCAUGGGGACCUCACAGAGAAACUCAAACUCCUGUACAAAAUGCAUGUCUUGCCUGAGCCAUCCUCUGAUCAAGAUGAGCCAGAUUCUGCUUUUGAAGCAACUCAAUACUUCUUUGAAGACAUCACCCCAGAAUGCACACAUGUGGUGGGGCUGGAUAGCAGGAGGAAACACGGUGCGGAGGAUGGCUUUGUGACAGUGAGUCUGCAGCCAGACAGAGGGAAGAGGGCAAAUUCUCAAGAAAAUCGCAAUUAUCUAAGACUCUGGACUCCGGAAAAUAAAUCCAAAUCAAAGAAUGCAAAGGAUUUACCCAAAUUGAAUCAGGGGCAGUUUAUUGAGCUGUGCAAGACCAUGUAUAACAUGUUCAGCGAAGACCCCAACGAGCAGGAGCUGUACCACGCCACGGCUGCGGUGACCAGCCUCCUCCUGGAGAUCGGGGAAGUCGGCAAGCUCUUUGUCACCCAGCCUGCCAAGGAGGGCGGGAGCGGGGGCAGCGGGCCCGCCUGCAACGCGGCCAUCCCGGGCGCGCUCUUCCCCAAGAAAGGGCCCGGCCAGCCUUACAUGGUGGAGGCCGUUGAGCCCCUCCCGGCCGGCUUGGCAGUGGAGGGUGAGGAACACUCCUUGGGAGGGCAGUUGGAGGACAUCAAGCUGGAGGACUCCUCUCCCCGGGACCACGGGGCCUGCUCCUCCAUGCUGAUUUCCGAUGACGACACCAAGGACGACAGCUCCAUGUCCUCAUACUCGGUGCUGAGUGCCGGCUCCCACGAGGAGGACAAGUUGCACUGUGAGGACAUCGGGGAGGACACCGUCCUGGUGCGCAGCGGCCAGGGCACGGCGGCCCUGCCCCGGAGCACCAGCCUGGACCGGGACUGGGCCAUCACCUUCGAGCAGUUCCUGGCCUCCCUCCUGACUGAGCCGGCCCUGGUGAAGUACUUUGACAAGCCCGUGUGCAUGAUGGCCAGGAUCACCAGUGCAAAAAACAUCCGGAUGAUGGGCAAGCCCCUCACUUCGGCCAGUGACUAUGAGAUCUCCGCCAUGUCAGGCUGA
Puma concolor (puma) is the source of this 3804-nucleotide messenger RNA. NCBI's taxonomy places the organism in Eukaryota, Metazoa, Chordata, Mammalia, Carnivora, Felidae. The record is from RefSeq and is a predicted model, not a curated record.